Messenger RNA from Didymodactylos carnosus, 357 nucleotides. NCBI's taxonomy places the organism in Eukaryota, Metazoa, Rotifera, Eurotatoria, Philodinida, Philodinidae. The record is from the annotation of a GenBank genome assembly.
AUGGAUACGACAACGAUUUAUCUUAUUGCUGAUUGUUAUGCAUUGCCAGAUAAAAUUGAGGUUGUACGACAAAUAUUAGAAAGCUUAAUUGAAGUAUCCCGUAAAGAAGUCGGUUGUAUUCGAUAUGAAUUAUUUGAAAAUCUUCAGGAUAAAACACAUUUUACAAUUAUUCAUCGAUGGCAAUCGGAAGAUAUUGUCGAAAACCAUUUUACAGCCAAACAUACUUUAAAGGCUACUGAGAUGUUAAAAGACAUAUUAGCAAAACCGACUGAUGUUAGACGAUAUACGUGUUUAGCGAAAGAUGAUAGAACAAUAAAUAAAACUAAAUCAUAUAGUGGUUUUUGUUGCACUCUUUAA